GAGGUGCUGGACGGGCCGCGCACGCCCACGUGGGACUGCGCGCAGUGCGGCCACAGAGCCAACUGGGCCUCGCGCCUCGUCUGCAAGGGCUGCGGCCACCGCGCGCCCGUGCGCGUGGCACGCGAGGCACGCGAGGCGGCUCGGCUGGCGCAGACGAGGAGCCUACGGGACGCCAAGAUAGCAGCGUUCGAGGUGGUGCAGAAGCGGCUGGCCUCCCAGGACGCCCGCAGUCCCCGAAAGGGCCGCCAGCAGGUCGAGCAGCAGAUCCGAAAGCUGGAGAUUGCCCUGCAGACCGUCCAGAAGGCCCUCUCGCUGCACAGGGAGAUGAACGAGGCGGGGUGGGGCCCGAACGUCAUCGGCUGCUCCGCUGUGAUCAGCGCCUGCGAGAAGGCCGCCCGGUGGCAGUGGGCGUUGGCGCUGCUCCGGGACAUGUCGUCGAGGGCAGAGUUGAAGCCAGACAAGAGCAGUGCUACGUAUCCCUCAACUGUCUGGGGCGACGUGCAGGAGAAACGCGACGGAUGCCGAAUUGGACCCCCCUCGGUCUGAGCCUUCUCGUUGUGC
Prorocentrum cordatum is the source of this 561-nucleotide messenger RNA. The record is from the annotation of a GenBank genome assembly. NCBI's taxonomy places the organism in Eukaryota, Dinophyceae, Prorocentrales, Prorocentraceae.